Molecule: messenger RNA, 2497 nt
Organism: Corylus avellana
Lineage: Eukaryota; Viridiplantae; Streptophyta; Magnoliopsida; Fagales; Betulaceae
Product: Major facilitator superfamily protein
Biological process (GO): transmembrane transport
Cellular component (GO): membrane
Molecular function (GO): transmembrane transporter activity
Source: RefSeq, a predicted model, not a curated record
UUUUCUUUUUGGUGAGAGAGGAUUUGAUGCUUCUCUCCCUAUCUUCCACUCUCCUCUUUUGGAAAUAUUACAUUUAUUUUAACCAAAACCAGUCCCAGCUAAGACCCUGAACCUACUCUUCUCUCUCUCUCUCUCUCUCUCUCUCUCUCUCGCCAUGUGCAUGAUUUGAAAUUAUAAAUUGAAAAACCCAAAAAAAAAAAAAAAAAAAAGCUAAUUAAAUUCCUAGUGGGAAAACAUAAGGGGAGACUUCGAGAGUUUGAGGGGAUCAAAGUCAUUCUCCCUGAGUUGGAUUCUUCCUUUUCCAACUCUCUCUCUCUCUCUCUCUCUCUCUAUAUAUAUAUAUAUACAUAACGCUCCAGGGGUCACUCUGCUUUUCUCAGACCAGGGAUCCAGCCCAAUCAACCCAAGUUGUGAGAAAAAAAAAAAGGGGGGAGAUAAUGGAAGAAGAGCAGCUAACCAGAUGGGAAGGCUAUGUGGACUGGAGGAGCAAACCUGCUGUCAGAGGCCGCCAUGGCGGCAUGCUUGCAGCCUCCUUUGUAUUGGUGGUGGAGAUAAUGGAGAACCUGGCAUAUUUAGCAAAUGCAAGCAAUUUGGUGCUUUAUCUAUCAAAGUACAUGCACUUCUCUCCCUCCAAAUCGGCCAACAGUGUCACUAAUUUCAUGGGCACAGCUUUCCUUCUUGCUCUCCUGGGAGGCUUCCUUUCUGAUGCCUUUUUCACUACUUAUCAAAUCUACCUGAUAAGUGCAGUCAUUGAAUUCCUGGGGUUGGUUAUACUGACUGUGCAAGCGCGGUCACCUUCACUAAAGCCAGCGGCAUGUGACAUAGCGAACAUCAACAUUCCUUGCCAGGAAGUCGAUGGUGGAAAAGCUGCAAUGCUCUUCUUAGGGCUCUAUCUGGUGGCCCUGGGCGUUGGAGGGAUAAAGGGAUCACUGCCAGCUCAUGGGGCUGAGCAAUUUGAUGAGAACACACCACAGGGAAGGAAACAGAGGUCAACCUUUUUCAACUACUUUGUUUUCUGCCUCUCAUGCGGGGGGCUUAUUGCAGUAACAUUUGUUGUGUGGAUUGAGGACAAUAAGGGCUGGGAAUGGGGCUUUGGAAUCUCCACCUUGAGCAUUUUCUUAUCCAUCCCUGUUUUCCUAGCCGGUUCAUCUACUUACAGAAACAAAAUACCUUCUGGAAGUCCCCUUACGACCAUCAGCAAGGUUUUGGUAGCUGCAAUAUUCAACAUCUGCAUCCGGAGAAGCCACAGUGUUGCUGUUGAAAGCAUGGGCGCCAGCCCUGUUUACCCAACGCCAAACGGCAAGGAAGCUGAAAAGGAUAAUGACAAAACAAUGGAGUCCACCACCCACAAUGCAACAGAGAGCCUAAAAUUCCUAAACAAAGCGGUGGUAGACAAACCGGUCCACAAAGCACUAGAAUGCACGGUUGAGCAAGUAGAAGACGUCAAAAUUGUGCUAAAAGUACUCCCCAUAUUUGCUUGCACCUUUAUGCUCAAUUGCUGCCUGGCUCAGCUCUCCACAUUCUCUGUCCAACAAGCUGCUACAAUGAACACCAAGCUCGGUUCCCUCAAUGUCCCGCCAGCUUCGCUUCCCAUUUUUCCUGUCACCUUCAUCAUGAUUCUUGCGCCAGUUUACGACCAUCUCAUCAUCCCAUUUGCUCGGAAAGCAACAAAAUCCGAAAUGGGAAUCACUCAUCUCCAACGGAUUGGAAUUGGUUUAGUUCUUUCGAUUAUAGCCAUGGCAGUGGCAGCUCUUGUGGAGAUUAAGCGGAAGAGAGUGGCGACCAACUCGGGCUUACUAGACUCGGAGCACCCAUUACCCAUCACAUUCUUUUGGAUUGCUUUUCAGUACUUGUUUCUCGGGUCGGCAGAUCUUUUCACCUUGGCCGGAUUGUUGGAAUUCUUCUUUACAGAGGCGCCGGCGAGCAUGAGAUCCCUGGCUACAUCUCUUUCCUGGGCCUCAUUGGCAAUGGGCUACUAUCUUAGCUCGGUCAUUGUAUCACUGGUCAACGAUGCCACCGGUAACUUCAAUCACCGGCCGUGGCUUUCCGGUAGCAAUUUGAAUCAUUACCACCUGGAACGAUUCUACUGGCUGCUGUGCGUGCUCAGCGCAUUGAAUUUCUUGCACUACCUUCUAUGGGCCACCCGGUACAAAUACAGAUCAACAAGAGCACAUAAUUAACACGAGCUACGGCCACUCGGGCCGGAUGAUUGAGCAUCUACAACAAUUUAGCGUUCAGUAAUCCAGCAGUUUUUUUUUAUGAGAAGGAGCGGUUAGACUCGGCUGCUCAAAUAAAUUUUGGACCAACCUGGAAACUUUUUCACAAAAACUGUCCAAAUUGUUGUAGAUCCUGAUCCUGCUCGACGGUUCGAGCCGAGCCUAAGGUCAGCUAAACGUGUCAAAAGCAAGAUUAAUCACUGUAAUAGACUAAUAGUAGGGAAUGUACUAGUUCAUGAAUCAUGCUGUUAGAAAAUGCAAGUUGAUCAUGGACAAUUCUA